Messenger RNA from Lotus japonicus, 1175 nucleotides. Its product is annotated as ethylene-responsive transcription factor ERF017-like. The record is from RefSeq and is a predicted model, not a curated record. Bases 106 to 738 code for a protein of 210 amino acids. Gene Ontology annotation, molecular function: DNA-binding transcription factor activity; DNA binding. Gene Ontology annotation, biological process: regulation of DNA-templated transcription. The transcript has a single exon. Lineage: Eukaryota; Viridiplantae; Streptophyta; Magnoliopsida; Fabales; Fabaceae.
CGACAUAGAUUCUUCAUCACAACAACGAUUUCGAUUUUAGCUAGGAUCACAAAAAGAACAAAAACCGUGACACAUUUUAAGUGUGUGUGUCGGAAAUUAAGAGAAAUGGUGAAGCCAAAUAAUGUGGAAAAACCUGCCAGGGAACAACAACGUGAUUCCUCGUACCGAGGAGUGCGGAAGAGGAAGUGGGGAAAAUUCGUGACGGAAAUCAGGUUGCCCAACAGCCGCCAGAGGAUAUGGUUGGGUUCCUAUGACACUGCUCAGAAGGCAGCGCGUGCAUUCGACGCAGCCAUGUUCUGCUUACGUGGCACUGACGGGUGCUUUAACUUCCCCGACGACCUACCGGACAUUGCCGGCGAGAGGUGCAUGACCCCCUCUCAUAUUAGAGUCGUCGCAACCCGUUUCGCCAAUUCGGAGCCCCAGAUGGAUAAUUCAGGUCGGGCCGUUAGAGCCCCUGUGGAAUCGGAGGAGAUCAGUUUGCUGCCGAUGGAGUCACUAUCUCCUCCUCUCUCUGAAGUGACAAUUGCAACUGAUAGUGACGCCACAUCCAGCGGUUCGUCGUUCCAUGAUUUGUUUUCCGUAGCUGAGUCGGUUAAUUACGACUCGGAUUACUAUGCUUUUCUGGGUUUUGAUGAUUUUAAUGGGGAUUUUUACAUGCCGGAGCUGCCAAGUUUUGACUACACAGAAGAGAACACUGAGGGGUUGAUAUUUCAGGAUUCGUUCUUGUGGAAUUUCUAGAAAAGGCGAGUCAGUAUUGCAGAUAGUUUUAUCAUAUUCGGACCAGUGGCGGACCCAACCUUAAAUGAGGGGUUCAGAUGAAACCCCUGAAAAAAUAUUGCACUUACCCCCCUAUAUAAUUUUUUUCUGAACCCCCUGAAAAUUUUAAAUUAUACUAAUAGACAAGUUUUGCACCUAUUUGCACCAAAGACCCACAAUCACUUACUUCUCUCACUAAAAAAAUUGCACUUACCCCCUAUAUAUUUUUAUUGAUGUGUUCAUUUGAAAAAUUUGAACCCUAACCUUGGAUCCUGGAUCCACGACCGAUCUGGGCCAAGUCGGGUUUGGCCAUGGGUCAAAAUUUAUAGGACCAAGUCCUCUGCUAAUUUGGUACUAAUCAAAAUAAAGAGUUAAAGUCAACCUUGCUGAUAAGAAUUAUACACACCAUUUAAUUGUUA